AUGCCGGUUACACUCCGCCAGCGCCUCGACUGCCACUAUUGCGGCAGGCGAUCAAAACAGACGCCGGGCAAGAAACGUGGCGGCAGAUUUCAGUGCGAGCACUGUCUGGCCGUCAACUUCUUCGACGAGAACGGAGAGAUAGCGGACGUUCCUCUCGAGGAAGCAGCGCCAGCACAGCAGCUUGCGCAACCGGUCGAGACCGACCCGCUCACAGAUGUCUUCUCCGCCCGAGACUCGAUCUUCUGUUCCACGUGUCUCAAGAACCAGCAUAUAUUCAGCUAUACCCUCUCGCAAUAUCUUCCGGACCCAGAGCAUCCCGACUAUGACAGACUGGAGAAAGAACUGCCAGAGUAUAAGAAAGGCCUGGAACAACGAUACCCACAAUGCUGUUCAAAGUGUGAGCCGAAAGUAAGAGCCCAGUUGCAAGAGGCCACCUACAAUGCGAGAAGCGACCACCUUCGGAGAGUGUUGGAAAAGUCUCGGCAGCGAAGGAUUGCCAGCCGGUGGGGAUGGAGGAGUCUCCUCGUCAACGCUGCAGGAUUGGGAUACUUUGCCAGUCUCGCUGUCCAAGUAACAUGGCACUUGUACGGGUCGCAAAUCACCAGUAUAGCCACGGUGGAAGUGAUUCGGCCCGCCGAAUGCCUUCGACAAGGGUCUCUUCAUUCUUCGUGCUUGGAUGCAACGGAGCCGCUGGUGGAACUCUCCCUCGUGUUAGGACUCCUUUGCGUAUGGUGGAAUCCCAAAUGGCAGGAGAAGUUGCUCAACAGCGAAGGGCGCCUGGUUGGUUUACACCAAUACUACCUGAUGCAGCUUGUUCUGCUGGGGUUGAGGUUCAGUGCUUGGAUCAUCAUCUUCCACCUCCCCGUCUCACUUUGGGUGAAGGCUAUGCUGCACGCCUGCUUCGCCGUCGCACUGUCUGUGCUCGCAGGCUGGUCUGUGACUCGGAUCGUUCAAGUCAGAUUUGCGCCACCGAUCAACUGGCAUCAGGAUCCUGCUCCCCUACUGACAAACCAACAAUUCGUACCUUCUGGUCGUUCGGAGUCCCAAUCCCAACCACUGCGGGAUCGGCCAUUCAGCGUCGAUAGUCUAGCUCAACCCAGCAAACCGACUUAUCAACCAUGGGACCCUCCCACCCCACCUCCAGAUCCAGCAGAAGCUAUGGAUUGGACACCCACACAACGAACAUUUCAGCCACAACCAAAGCAGGUUCGAUACCAAUCUGUGGAGCCUACUCCAUUCCACGGCAGGUUGCCGGCUCUUAAUUCAAGAGGAGUUUCCAAAAACAAUCAGAAUCAAAAAUUGCCCGGCAGAGAUGCCAUAGGUCUGCCGCCUGGGUUCUUCGACAAGCCGAAGACGACGGCACUGCCUCCUCGUCAGACCGCAGCCGCAAGCGAGACAAUGGCGCAGCCGACCUUCUUCGGUCACAACCGAGAGUCUGAUACAGGACUUGAAGACAUCUUUGAUUCGGUGUUCUCCCUUCGAGACCGAUCUUCUGGAGAAGACCCUCCCGCCUCAGCAAGAACCACGCAGCUGGUUCGAGACUUUGGGCGGCACCAGACGGAUACAUUCGAGGUGCAUCCCAUGACCAAUGGCGUGUCGCCUCUGGCUCUCUUCAGCGGCAUCGCCAUCUUCUUUAUCUUAAUCGGCUUGGCUUUCUGGAUAUUGGAGGCUGCCAUCACAUCUACAACGCCCCAGCUCGGUUACUACCUUGUCCUUUCUAGCACAGCCAUCCCGAUCGGUCACAUUAUGAUCGGCCUGUAUCGCGAUGGUGCUCACAAACGGUCUCUGAAGCUAUUUUUGUACGCGUUCGAAGCAAUCGCGCUGAUCGCUGUGGCCAAGCUCCGCGAACCAUUUGGAGAUCUCCUUCGAGAUCUGUGGGACAAGCUUGCGAUCGGGGCUGUGGCUUUGCUCCUGCCGCAAGAAUAUUUGGCCUUGAACCGUUCAUACUCCCCUCCGAGCUCUAGGCAAUGGAAUACGCCACAGAACCCUGUUCCUACAAGACGAAAGCCGAAACAAUCGGGGCAGAAACCUAUCAGUGAAACAGCCAUGGCAGAGAACUCAAGUGCGAUCAUGCCCGGACUCGUCCGAGCAGAAUCCAACGAAUCAAUCGGGACACGACCAUCCAUUUCUACAGACAGCGAGCCUAGAGAGUCGAGCCCGUGGGACUCGCCGCUCAAACCUCAGAAUGAGCGUUUCGACUAUUUUGACACGAUGAAGCCGCAAACGUACACAAAGAGCAAUACGCGACCGCAGGCCCAGAAAUGGAAUGCCCCACUCUUGUCCUCUGGCGGCAGUCGUCUGGCAACCACACAGCCGUUCGGCUUGGAUGCCCCCAUGCCGCCUCCGGAUAACGACCGAAGUACGGGCUUAACGAACACUUUUCGACGGAAUCUGAAGCUAUCAGCACCCGCGAAGCACCCUGGCGCAGGCGCAAGUCCCAGGCGGAGAUUAUGA
Cladophialophora yegresii CBS 114405 is the source of this 2454-nucleotide messenger RNA. RefSeq lists its product as uncharacterized. Gene Ontology annotation, cellular component: nuclear inner membrane; mitotic spindle pole body; microtubule organizing center attachment site. Gene Ontology annotation, biological process: nuclear inner membrane organization. NCBI's taxonomy places the organism in Eukaryota, Fungi, Ascomycota, Eurotiomycetes, Chaetothyriales, Herpotrichiellaceae. Bases 1 to 2454 code for a protein of 817 amino acids. The record is from RefSeq and is a predicted model, not a curated record. The transcript is spliced from 2 exons.